ACCGCCCCCGCCCCGCACCCUGCCUCUCCUUCACACUCGCUGCCUGCCUUGCUGCCGUCGGGAGAGUUGGCGAUGUGCUGAGAAGGGGCAGCUCCCAUCAGGUCUCUCUGCGCUUCGCCCUCCUCCUGCCCUGCCUCCCCCCGCCUUCCUGCAGCGGCGGACCCAGCGUGUUGUGUGAAGAAAUCCUUCAGCCAUGGAUGUCUUCAUGAAGGGACUUAACAAGGCAAAGGAAGGGGUUGUAGCAGCAGCAGAAAAAACCAAGCAGGGAGUGGCAGAAGCAGCAGGAAAGACGAAAGAGGGAGUCCUCUAUGUGGGAUCCAGGACCAAGGAAGGAGUUGUUCAUGGUGUCACAACAGUGGCUGAGAAGACCAAAGAGCAGGUAUCCAAUGUUGGGGGAGCUGUGGUGACAGGGGUGACAGCAGUGGCCCAGAAGACAGUGGAAGGAGCAGGGAAUAUCGCUGCAGCCACUGGCUUGGUGAAGAAGGAUCAGCUGGCUAAACAGAAUGAAGAAGGUUUCCUGCAGGAAGGAAUGGUGAAUAAUACUGAUAUUCCUGCGGAUCCUGAGAAUGAGGCUUAUGAAAUGCCUCCAGAGGAAGAGUAUCAAGAUUAUGAACCUGAAGCAUGAGAAAUCUUUUCUUCCUUUAUAUCUCCUGAAAUCUACUAACAAAGACGUCCCAUUCUGUACAAGUGCUGAGUUCCAAUGUGCCCAGUCGUAAAAUUUUUUUACAGUUUUUACAGUGUAUUUUGAAGUCUUCCAUCAGCAAUGAUUGGAGUAUCUGUGACUGCAUCCACCUUGUUUCAGCAUUUCCCUCCUGCUGAAAUGAAAGCUGGUUGGCAGGGUCAUUGUUGUGCUGUGGAUAUUGUGGCUUCACUUUUAAAAGUUAAAAACAAAACACUAAAUAAAAACACCUAAGUGUCUACUGCUUCUUUCUAACUCUGUACAUGUUUUGUUGAUAGGCUGUCAGUACUUUGAUAUUGUUUAUGAUACAAUUUUUAUUUGUUUCCUAUGACUAUUAUUUCUGUGCAGAAAAGACUUAUUGUGAAAGCUUUAUGUAAAUGUGUAUGUAUUAUAUAUAUAAAAAAGUAACUGAGCAUGAACUAUGCACCUAUAAAUAUUAACUGUUGAAAUUUUAUUGUUUUGUGAUGUGUUUUAUUAACUUGUGUCUGUAAAUAAUGGUGUUCAACUGAAGCAAAUAAAAUGUAACCUGUUAAAAAUGAA
Coturnix japonica (Japanese quail) is the source of this 1219-nucleotide messenger RNA. RefSeq names its product synuclein alpha (gene SNCA). Gene Ontology annotation, biological process: synapse organization; chemical synaptic transmission; synaptic vesicle endocytosis. The record is from RefSeq and is a predicted model, not a curated record. Gene Ontology annotation, molecular function: cuprous ion binding. Lineage: Eukaryota; Metazoa; Chordata; Aves; Galliformes; Phasianidae. Gene Ontology annotation, cellular component: neuronal cell body; cytoplasm; axon terminus.